This is a messenger RNA of Ficedula albicollis (Collared flycatcher), 1610 nucleotides long. Its product is annotated as glycine-rich cell wall structural protein 1.8-like. The annotation marks the transcript as partial. The record is from RefSeq and is a predicted model, not a curated record. NCBI's taxonomy places the organism in Eukaryota, Metazoa, Chordata, Aves, Passeriformes, Muscicapidae. The transcript has a single exon.
GGGGACAGAACCGCAACAAGGGCAGGGUGAGACGGACAGACGGACACGGGACCGGGGGAUGGACAGGGGGACAGAACCGCAACAAGGGCAGGGUGAGACGGACAGACGGACACGGGACCGGGGGAUGGACAGGGGGACAGAACCGCAACAAGGGCAGGGUGAGACGGACAGACGGACACGGGACCGGGGGAUGGACAGGGGGACAGAACCGCAACAAGGGCAGGGUGAGACGGACAGACGGACACGGGACCGGGGGAUGGACAGGGGGACAGAACCGCAACAAGGGCAGGGUGAGACGGACAGACGGACACGGGACCGGGGGAUGGACAGGGGGACAGAACCGCAACAAGGGCAGGGUGAGACGGACAGACGGACACGGGACCGGGGGAUGGACAGGGGGACAGAACCGCAACAAGGGCAGGGUGAGACGGACAGACGGACACGGGACCGGGGGAUGGACAGGGGGACAGAACCGCAACAAGGGCAGGGUGAGACGGACAGACGGACACGGGACCGGGGGAUGGACAGGGGGACAGAACCGCAACAAGGGCAGGGUGAGACGGACAGACGGACACGGGACCGGGGGAUGGACAGGGGGACAGAACCGCAACAAGGGCAGGGUGAGACGGACAGACGGACACGGGACCGGGGGAUGGACAGGGGGACAGAACCGCAACAAGGGCAGGGUGAGACGGACAGACGGACACGGGACCGGGGGAUGGACAGGGGGACAGAACCGCAACAAGGGCAGGGUGAGACGGACAGACGGACACGGGACCGGGGGAUGGACAGGGGGACAGAACCGCAACAAGGGCAGGGUGAGACGGACAGACGGACACGGGACCGGGGGAUGGACAGGGGGACAGAACCGCAACAAGGGCAGGGUGAGACGGACAGACGGACACGGGACCGGGGGAUGGACAGGGGGACAGAACCGCAACAAGGGCAGGGUGAGACGGACAGACGGACACGGGACCGGGGGAUGGACAGGGGGACAGAACCGCAACAAGGGCAGGGUGAGACGGACAGACGGACACGGGACCGGGGGAUGGACAGGGGGACAGAACCGCAACAAGGGCAGGGUGAGACGGACAGACGGACACGGGACCGGGGGAUGGACAGGGGGACAGAACCGCAACAAGGGCAGGGUGAGACGGACAGACGGACACGGGACCGGGGGAUGGACAGGGGGACAGAACCGCAACAAGGGCAGGGUGAGACGGACAGACGGACACGGGACCGGGGGAUGGACAGGGGGACAGAACCGCAACAAGGGCAGGGUGAGACGGACAGACGGACACGGGACCGGGGGAUGGACAGGGGGACAGAACCGCAACAAGGGCAGGGUGAGACGGACAGACGGACACGGGACCGGGGGAUGGACAGGGGGACAGAACCGCAACAAGGGCAGGGUGAGACGGACAGACGGACACGGGACCGGGGGAUGGACAGGGGGACAGAACCGCAACAAGGGCAGGGUGAGACGGACAGACGGACACGGGACCGGGGGAUGGACAGGGGGACAGAACCGCAACAAGGGCAGGGUGAGACGGACAGACGGACACGGGACCGGGGGAUGGACAGGGGGACAGAACCGCAACAAGGGCAAG